AAAGAAAAUAAUCUUUUUUUCGUACAUUACAGACGAAGAGAAAAUAGAUAGUGAAACGAAAUGGGAAACAGAAAGGUUUUGUUGUUGUUUGUGAUAUUGUUUGCAGUGUGUGUGGGGAUUUGCAGGUGUUGGGGUGAAGAUGCCAAAGCCAAAGCGGAAGAAGCUGUCAAUGAUGCUCGUAACACCUUCUCCGAAGGUUUGGGGUCCCAAAAUGAUAAUGUAAGACAAGCCACUCAAAACGCGAAGUACAAAGCUGAAGAUGCUGCCUCAAGGGCAACAGAGACAAUGAAGUCUGCAGCAUCAGGAGCUUCAGAUUAUGCUUCUCAAAAAGCUACUGACGCUCGGGAAGCAGUUUCAGAAGCCGUAUCAUAUGGAAGGGAAAAAGCCUCCAAGGCUUAUGAUGAUUCUGAUGAGGUCAUCAGAAUGCCAACAGACAAGAAUAAGAUCAAUGAUGCAAAAGACAUGGUGGGAGACACCUAUGAGGAUGCUAAACAAAAAAUGUACAUGGCUUCAGAUAAAGCUUCAACCAUGGCUCGCAACGCCAAAGACAACAUGGCAGAGAAAGCAUCCAAUGUCUAUGAGCAGGGGAAGGAGAAAAUAAACACGGCUUCAGAUAUGGCUUCGGAGAAAUUCCACGAUGCUAAUGAUUGCGCUCAGGGGAGGAUGAAGAGCGCUCCGCCAAAAAUUCAAAGCGUGAAAAGCAAAGGGAAAAGAAUAGUGGAUUAUGGAAGAGAUAAGGCCUUUGCUGCUUAUGAUGAAACCAAGGAGCGGGUGAAUGAUGCAAAAGAUAAGAUGGGUGAGGCAAUGGGAUUAGAUAGAGACAAAAUUGCAGAAACUUUUGAGCAAGCUAAAGAUGAAGUGGGUGAGAGAUACAUGUCUGCAAAGAAUACAAUGAGUGAAGAGGCCAAGGCUAGGUAUGAGGCUGCAAAGGAGAAGGCUUCUGAAGCCACAGGAGAAUUUGGAGAAAUGUUGAGGAACACCCCAGAACUAGAACUAUAAGGAUAUAUGGUCAGUAUCUUUCACUUGUUAGCUGAAACAACCUCACUAGUUCACUUUAGUUAGAUUUUAGCUCUUUGGCUCUUUUGCAAACCGUUAGCGUGUUUGGAUUAACUUCUCUUUUAUCUGGAUCAAUUCUGACUCAGAUGAUAAUUUUGUAAGCUUCUGGUCAGUUUUAGAUUCUGAAUCAAUUGUAGAAGGAUUUUCAAACAUGUAUGCCGUGUUUUGUUGCAUUUCCUUUUUUGUACAAAAGCUGGUAAGGUUCCAAGGUUUGUUAUAUAUCUAGAUGCUAGGUAGAUUCAUAUAAGCUGAUAUCCCGUUUUGUUUUUGGGGUUUUUUGUAACCUACCACACCCUAUGUAUCUUAUGUAACCUAUAAUUAAUUAUGAUACUUUUGCUGCUAGUGUAUGCUGACAUAGUGACAUCUGAUAUAAAAUGUUGGGGCCCUUUCCUAACAUGCG
Molecule: messenger RNA, 1456 nt
Organism: Lotus japonicus
Lineage: Eukaryota; Viridiplantae; Streptophyta; Magnoliopsida; Fabales; Fabaceae
Exons: 3
Coding region: 61-999 (312 amino acids)
Source: RefSeq, a predicted model, not a curated record